ACCAUUACCGAUAACUGAAAUAAUAAUAAUAAUUGAAGUGUUCAUUUUACAGUUUAUGUAGUAUGACCGUUGCGGAUUUAAUUUAUGCUCUUCGAUAGGUAUUCUUCGGUUUUUAUCAAUUGUGGAAGACGUUUGUGUUGUUUUCAAUAAUAACGAUGUUAAUCAAAUGUUCGCUUACCAUCCAAGAUUUAAACCACCCACAUUUGAACUCACGACCGCUCAAAUCGUGUGUGAUGACCAGAAAAUCAAAUAACAACUACUAUGUGUCUGUUAAAAAUUCAAUGUAUCCGAAUAUUAAAAACUACAACUUAGCCAUGGUGAAAAAUAUAUUCCGCAGAUUCAUUACAGAAGGAAAGUUGGGAUUGGAGUUCACAGAGCCCAAACACGUAUUGUUGAUAGAUUCUGAACAAAAAUCAGAAGUUAUCAUGUUCCACGCUCAAAUUAAGGCCAUACUUGACGGUAAAAAAGUGAACAUCGGUUCACGUCUAAUGCCUAAGGCGGUAUCGACUAAAAAAGCCGUUAUUAAUCGUUUUGAUCCAAAGGCUCUCAAGUUUGUAGCUGAAAAUCGUUUUGAUAAUCGUGUUUUAAACAUGAGACAUUUGACUACACUCGUGUUGGAAAAAUGUGAUUUGCCUACAAUUCCUGUAGAAAUUGGUCAUUUACCCAUUACAUAUCUUAGCAUAUCGGGUAGUAAACUAGCUACUAAUCAAGAUACCUUCUGGAAUUGGACGUCUAUAACCACAAUUUGUGAUACAUUAUUAGUCUUAAAAAUGGAUUCCCUCGGUCUGAAAAGAUUGCCAUUUGAAAUAAUGUUCCUGAGAAAUCUACAAGAGUUAUCAAUAUCCCACAAUUAUUUGUCAUAUUUACCUCAGUUUAUCGGCGAACUCAAGAAACUCAAAAGUAUAUUUGUUAAUGACAAUUCGUUAGUAUACUUACCUCAUUGUUUAUCUUCUAGAGUCUUUAAUUCCAUCGAUAUAUCAGAUAACUUAUUUAAUACCCCGAGAACUCAACCAUAUGAUCAUUUACUUCAAUAUUUAUCAGUAUUUGAAAUUGAGAUAGAAGAUUUUGACCAUGUAAAACCAUUAAGUCAUUUUGCAUUGUUUAGUUUGAUGGAUAAUUGUGUACCAUUCAAGAGACAAGAUCUACCUCGUACACUAUGGAUAUAUUUUAAUUUAUUGGGUCGUUGUGUUUUCUGUAUGAGAUGGAUAUUACCAGAUUACUCUCAAAUAAGUCUUACACAUUUCUUACCUAGAGCAAUAGAAUUAAUUAAAGAUCAGGGAACCACCAGUAUACCAUGGCAAUCAAUGCUAUGUAGUAUUCCAAAUAUUUGUACAAGACAGAUUUAGUAUAAGCUAUAAUUAUAUAUAGCAAUAUGAAAUUAUAAGUAUAACAAUUAAUUAAUUAAGUGGUCAUAAACAAUUCAUUUUCGAUCAUCAAUCAUUGUUUUAUUGUUAAACUAAUAAUUUUCUCAUUGCACUAUAAAUGAAAACCGUGAAAUAAUAAAU
This is a messenger RNA of Melanaphis sacchari, 1505 nucleotides long. RefSeq lists its product as uncharacterized. Gene Ontology annotation, molecular function: protein binding. The transcript has 2 exons. The coding region runs from base 156 to 1346 and encodes 396 amino acids. The record is from RefSeq and is a predicted model, not a curated record. Lineage: Eukaryota; Metazoa; Arthropoda; Insecta; Hemiptera; Aphididae.